AUGAAAACCAUCUCAGCUCAUGUUACGGGUUUCUAUCGUUCAUCCUUUCACGCAUACACAACGGAAGUGACUGUAGACGGUCACCGUUGGCGACUUGGGCUACGGUAUAGCAAGUUUCACGACUUUUAUGACCAGCUUAUGGUCCAGGAGAAGGAUUUUCAUGCUGAAUUUCCACCUAAAGGCACGCUCUUUUUCACACCAAAACCUGAGGAAAGACAAGAACAGCUUGAGCUGUUUUUGCAACAAGUACUUGCAUACUACAGUAGCAAGACGGAUUCGAUAGAGAUGGAGAAUUUGCUAUGCGACUUGCUCAAGGUCCCACGUCACUUGAGAUCCUCUGAGCGUGACGACGACAAUGUUUCAACGAGCACUGAGAGUGCACAAGAUGAACCAAUGCAUGAACCUGUCAUUGAGAAGAAGAAUGAUGAGAAGGAGAAGACACAAGUUGCUGAUACCACUGUGGAUCUUGCUCUACAUGUGGUGGCUACGGAAACUGUAAAGGAGCGAGAAAAGGUCGUUGCUGACGUGAAGGAAGGAGAAAAAGACGCCGAUCUGUCCGAGUUGAUGCAGCCCGUUAGCCCAGUAGCUAAUGAGUCGCGUUCUGUAGAGCUCACGGAGGAGGCGAAGAUUGCACUCGACGCUGUAGAGGCUGAAGUGGAGAUACGUGUGGAAGAAUCAGAAGCGGCCAAAGAGAUGGUCAAGGAAGAUGUCGCUGUUCGCUGA
Molecule: messenger RNA, 723 nt
Organism: Peronospora belbahrii
Lineage: Eukaryota; Oomycota; Peronosporomycetes; Peronosporales; Peronosporaceae
Source: the annotation of a GenBank genome assembly